Molecule: messenger RNA, 670 nt
Organism: Aethina tumida (small hive beetle)
Lineage: Eukaryota; Metazoa; Arthropoda; Insecta; Coleoptera; Nitidulidae
Gene: RpL21
Product: 60S ribosomal protein L21
Exons: 2
Coding region: 151-630 (159 amino acids)
Biological process (GO): translation
Cellular component (GO): cytosolic large ribosomal subunit; ribosome
Molecular function (GO): structural constituent of ribosome
Source: RefSeq, a predicted model, not a curated record
UCGGUAAAAUAGGGCACAGCGGAUAGAGAGAGACGGACAUAGUGAAUUAAGUCAGUUAGAAAGAGAAAGACAAUCUUGGGUAAAGACAGGAAAUUAUCGGCCAUUUCGUUUCCUUUUCGUCCGUACACGGCGUAAAUAGUUUUAUCAAAUAUGACGAACUCAAAGGGUUACCGCAGAGGAACCAGGGACUUGUUCUCCCGCAAGUUCAAAAAGAGCGGAGUCAUCCCUCUUUCCACUUACAUGAAAGUCUACAAGGCUGGUGACAUUGUAGACAUCAAAGGAAACGGUGCCGUACAAAAAGGUAUGCCCUACAAAGUGUACCACGGCAAAACUGGACGUGUAUUCAAUGUGACUGCCCACGCUUUGGGAGUGAUCGUAAACAAGAGGGUCCGCGGAAAGAUCCUACCCAAGAGAAUCAACAUCCGUAUUGAGCACGUAACUCAUUCCAAGUGCAGGGAAGAUUUCUUGAACCGCGUCAAGCAGAACGAGAAACUCCGCAAGGAAGCUAAGGAAAAGAAAGUGAAAAUUUCCUUGAAAAGACAACCUUCUCAACCUAGGCCUGGACACAUCGUCAGUGGUAAAAACCCAGCCAUCCAACUGGCACCCAUACCAUAUGAAUUCAUUGCUUAAGUUGUAAGGUUAUUUCUUAAAUAAAGUCACAAAAAAUAUA